AAAAAAUAGGAAGGGUUUUCUCACAGUUCGAAUGAACUCACCCCUGCCUCUUCGCUGACGCCGAGAGAAUGAAGAAGCCCAUCUCUCGAUUAGCUUAAGCACUCAUUUUCCGUCUCUUCGUUUUCAUUUUUCAAUUUUGUGUCCAUCGAUCGUCUUCGUCGUCUCUUUUCAUCCCUCCCCUGCAGUUCGCGUAGCGAGGGAUUCAGAAACUGACCGCCUCCGCGUGGCCCUCGUUUCAAUUGGGGCAAAGCCAUGCCCCUUUUCAUCACCGACGACGAGCUUGCUCGUUACUCCAACGACGCUCCCCACGUCGCAGCUAGGGCUGACGAUUACAUCAGGCGCUUGCAGACGGAGCUCGAGACCGUCAAGGCUGCCGCAGAUGCCAAUGCGGUCACCGCCGAGCAGACUUGUUCGCUUCUCGAGCACAAGUUCUUGUCCCUCUCCACCGAGUUCUCCACGCUCCAAUCGCAGAACGCACUUCUCCAGUCCACGCUCGAUGAGCGUCUCUCCGAGCUCGCCGAAGCCCAGGCUCAGAAGCAUCAGCUUCACCUGCAAUCGAUGGGGAAGGAUGGCGAAGUAGAGAGGUUGGCAACAGACUUGUCGGAACUGCGUAAGAGCAAUAGGCAGUUGCUUGAGUUGGUGGAGCAAAAAGACGCGGAGAUCAACGAUAAGAAAGCUACUAUUAACAGCUAUCUCGAUAAGAUUGUUAAUUUGACGGAGAGUGCAUCAAAGAAGGAAGCUCGACUAUAUGAGGUUGAGGCAGAGUUGGUGCAUUCUCAAGCUGCCUGCUCUCGCCUUUCACAGGAGAAAGAAAUUGUGGACAGACAUAACUCAUGGCUAAAUGAUGAGCUGACAGCCAAAGUCGACAGUUUGAUUGAGCUGCGCAUAAGACAUUCCAAUCUAGAGGAAGAUCUGUCUGCUAAGCUUGCAUGUGCUGAGAAACAAUUGAGUGAAUCUUCAAGCUCUGCACAGAGGAACAAGGAUAGAGCAGAUGAGCUUGAAGCGAAAUUAACUUCCUUGCAAGAGGAAUUAUGCUCUACUAAGGAUGCUGCUGUGACAAAUGAAGAGCAACUCUCUGCUGAACUCUCUACUGCAAAUAAACUAGUUGAACUUUAUAAGCAAAGCUCCGAGGAAUGGUCAAGGAAAGCAGGGGAGCUUGAGGGUGUCAUUAGAGCUUUAGAGACUCAUUUGGGUGAGCUUGAAAAUGAUUACAAAGCUAGACUCGAAAAAGAAGUCAAAUCAAGAAGCCAAUUAGAGAAGGAAGCUGCUGAUCUCAGAGGAAAACUUGAAAAAUGUGAAGCUGAGAUUGAAAGUAGCAGGAGAAAUAGUGAGCUUAAUCUACUUCCACUCAGUAAUUUCUCGACAGAAAGGUGGGCGGCCCAGUCUGAUAGCAAUGUCUCCAUGGAGGAUACUGACAUGCUUGUUCCAAAGAUUCCUCCUGGCGUUUCAGGGACUGCAUUAGCAGCUUCUCUACUUCGCGAUGGAUGGAGUCUGGCUAAGAUGUAUGCAAAAUACCAAGAAGCUGUUGAUGCUCUGCGCCAUGAACAACUAGGAAGGAAGGAUGCUGAAGCUGUAUUGCAACGGGUUCUGUUUGAACUGGAGGAGAAAGCAGGAGUUAUUUUGGACGAAAGAGCGGAAUAUGAGAGAAUGUUGGAGUCAUACUCCAUCAUUGGCCAAAAGUUGCAGCAGUCUGUAUCAGAGCGGGGGAACCUGGAAAAAAUGAUCCACGAAUUGAAGGCUGAACUAAGGAGGAAUGAAAGACACUAUGAUUUCGCCCAGAGGGAGAUUGUUGACCUUCAGAAGCAGGUUACUGUUCUUCUGAAGGAAUGUCGCGAUGUGCAACUACGAUGUGGAUUGGGGGAUAAUGAUGGUGACGACUCUUCCAUUUAUGCUGAUGUUGGUAUGGAAACAAACGCUGUUGCUGAUAAUGUCAUUUCUGAAAGGCUUUUGACUUUCAACGACAUAAAUGGAUUAGUUGAGCAGAAUGUGCAACUCAGAGGUCUUGUGCGAAGUCUUUCAGAUCAGAUUGAAAAUAGGGAGUCAGAGUUCAAGGAGAAACUAGAAAUGGAACACAAGAAACUCACUGAUGAAGCUGCCGCUAGAGUUGCAAAUGUCUUACAAAGGGCAGAAGAACAAGGGAACAUGAUUGAAAAUCUUCGUGCAUCUGUAUUGUUCCCUCUCCCACAAUUUUCGUGUUUGACUCUUAGCUGCAUUUUCUUUGCAAUGUACAAAAGGUUAUAUGAGGAGCAAAAGAAACGACAGUCACCGGAUACACUUCUACAUUCUUCAGAGGCAGCUCUAGAGAAUGGAGGGAAGGAUCUUCUGUUUGUCCUUGAGGGUGCUCAGAUGCAGGAAGCUAGCAAGAUGGCUCAAGAAAAGGUUGCGAAGCAGUUGGGAUCUCUUGAGGAAAAGCUGUCAAAAGCUAGGAGUGAACUUGUAUCAUUGCAAUUGGAGCGUGACAAGUUAGGUUCGGAGGCAAAGCAUGCAACUGAAAAACUGGAGAGGUUUAUGAAAGAAUUUGAACACCAGGACGGUCGAAUCAAAGGUCUCGAAGCACGCAACUUAGAACAUGGCCGCCUGAUUCUUGACUUCCAGAAAAGAUUAAACGAAAGCAUGCAUGUUCAACAUGCUUCUGAGGAUCAUUGUCGGAAGCUAAACAUGGAGGUAUCGGCCCUAAAGCAUGAGAAGGAAAUGUUAUCAAACGCUGAAAAGAGAGCAUGCGAUGAAGUUCGUAGAUUGUCAGAGAGGGUGCAUAGGCUGCAGGUUUGGAAAGCAAUCUGCUACUGUUUAGUAUUGAUUUUGCUUCAGUUGUCUUACAUUGUAUUGUCUCUGCAGUCUAGUUUAGACACUUUCCAGAGCGCCGAGGAUGUUCGAAAGGAAGCACGAGCUGCCGAGAGGAGAAAACAGGAGGAAUAUGUCAAACAAAUUGAGAGGGAAUGGGCAGAGGCAAAAAAGGAGCUGCAACUGGAGAAGGAAAAUGUCAGAUCCCUCACAUGUGAUCGGGAGCAGACUUUGAAGAAUGCGAUGAGACAAGUGGAUGACAUGGGAAAAGAGUUGGCUGAUGCACUGCGUGCUGUCACAGCUGCUAAGACCAGGGCUGCUGUAGCUGAGACUAAACUUGAUUUGGAGAAGAAGAAGGCAAGUUCUGAUCAAAAUGUUGCUGAUGGGCUGGAAAGCAGGGCGCUCACUGUUUCCUCUGCAGAGAUCACAACCGAUUUGAUUAUGGUGAAGGAGGAAGUUGGAAAAUUGAGAGAAGAAGCCCAAGCUAAUAAGGAGCACAUGCUGCAGUACAAGAAUAUAGCUCAGGUAAAUGAAGAUGCAUUGAAGCAGAUGGAAGCUGCUCAUGAGAACUUUAAGAUAGAGUCAGAAAAGUUAAAGGAGUCUUUGGAAGCCGAGUUGAUAUCUUCCAGAGUGAAGAUAUCUGAGCUUCACAAUGAAUUGCGCUUAAAGUCUGAAGAAGUUGUGUUGGCUUCUGCUGGUAAAGAAGAGGCUCUUUCUUCUGCUCUGGCUGAAAUUAAUGUCUUGAAGGAGGAACGUUCUAGUAAAAUUUCUCAAGUUGUUGCACUGGAAAUGCAAGUUUCUGUGUUGAAAGAGGAUCUGGAGAAGGAGCAUGAGCGGUGGCGGUCUGCUCAAACAAAUUACGAAAGACAGGUCAUUUUACAAUCUGAGACAAUUCAGGAGUUAACAAAGACAUCGCAGACUUUGGCUUCCUCACAAGAGGAAGCAUCUGGCUGGCAUAAAUUGGCAGAUGAGCGAGAAUGUAUAAAUAAUGAACUGAAAACCAAGUGGGAGGCCGCUCAAUCAAUGCUAGAGGAAUCAAGAAGGGACUCUCAGAAGAAAUAUGACGAGCUUAAUGAACAGAAUAAAUUACUGCACAGCAGACUGGAGGCUCUGCACAUCCAGUUGGCUGAGAGUGAUCGGAGCUCAGUAGGAAUGUCUUCUAGGAGUAAUGCUGAUCCAAAUGCUGAUGGAGGGUUGCAGAAUGUUGUUAGCUAUCUCCGGCGGUCAAAGGAGAUAGCGGAGACUGAGAUUUCUUUGCUAAGGCAGGAAAAGCUGCGAUUGCAAUCACAACUUGAGAGUGCUCUGAAGGCGGCGGAAAAUGCGAAAGUGUCACUCGGUGCUGAGCGUGCGAACUCAAGGGCCUUCAUAUUUUCAGAGGAAGAAAUGAUGUCUCUUCAGCAUCAGGUUGAAGAGAUGAACUUGUUACGUGAAAGCAAUAUGCAACUUAGAGAGGAGAACAAGCAGAGUGUUGAGGAAUGUCAGAAAAUGCGUGAAUUAGCGCAAGAGACUGAAACUAAGGCAGACAAUAUGAAAAUUCUGCUGAGGGGAAGAGAAGCAGAAAUAGAAGCUUGCAAGAAAGAAAUUGAAAUGUCAAGAGCGGAGAAGGAUUUCCUGCAAAAGAGGGUUUCUGAGUUGCUAGAGAAAAAUAUUAAUGUGGAAGACUACGACAAACUUAAAGCUAAUCUUCAGAGGCUGCAGGAGAAACUGAAAGAGAAGGAUGAUCAGUUGGUGGAUACGAAGAACUGCAUGUCGAGGCAGCAAGAAACCCUGUCAAAGUUGGAGGAGGACCUUGGACGAAAUGAGGCGGAGCUGAAUAGUAUAAAGUCCGAAUUGGACAAGCAGAACAGAACGGUCACGCACUAUAAGAGAAGAAAUAAUAGUUUGUCCAAGGAAAGGGAUGAGUUACUCAAAGAAAAGGAUGCAGCUAACAAACAGAUCGAGGAAUUAAAGCAAGGCAAGAAGGUUAUCGGAAACGCUGGUGGUGAACUUGCCGUUAAGGAAAAGGAGGAGAAAGACACCAGAAUACAGAUGCUAGAGAAAAUGCUGGACAAGGUGAGAGACGAUUUGAGAAAGGAAAAAGAAAAUCAUGACCUGGAGAAGGCAAAACAUGAGAGUUCUGAAAAGACUGUUCAGGAAUCUGUCAAGCAUGUUGAGCAGGAGAGAUCAAGCUUUGAGAACAAAUUUGAAAAGCAUAACGAGGCCCUGAGGCGCCUUUCAGAUGAGCUUGCAAAGCUUAAGCAUGUCGAGGGCAGUCUCCCUGAGGGAACUUCCGUUGUUCAGAUUCUUUCUGGGAGCAUUCUGGGUGAUCAUGCUGCUGUUUACCUGUCAGCCGUUGAAAAUUUUGAGAAAAUAGCCACUUCCGUGCUGGGUGAACUUGGACCGACUCCUCCAGUAGAAACCCCUCCAGCACUGGAUGCUCCUGCACCAGUUCCAACUGCAAGUCAAACAACUGCUCAAAUUCCUGUUACCCGAGCCAUUCCCACCAAUCCAAUUCCUGCCAAAGCUGCUGAAGAGAAGGACAAAAGAUUUGUUGUCUCCCGCACGAACGUAGGUGAAGUUCGUAAACCAGGAAGAAGGUUGGUUCGACCCUGGCGUGGCAAGACAGAGGAACCUCAGGUUACUGAUGCAGAGAUGUCUGAGGUAACAGCAGAUAAAUCCAACCUUGGAGGGAAACCUGUUGCCGCAUCCCAAGAUACCGAUGCUAAUGCUAUGCAAGGUAAUCUAAUAAGCUCAUCAUCUCAACCACUGAGCCGCAAACGGCCUUCACAAUCUGUUGCCGAGGGUAGCGAGCAACAGAUUCAAGGGGAGGCUCUUUCCCAGGGAGCUGCCCCUGUGCUAAAGAAGGCCAAGGGACAAGGCUCUUCAGAGGGAGGGGUGGCAGAAGUGCUGCCUGGCACAUCAGCAGCCGACGUUUCUUUGGAUGCAGCUGGUGAUGUACUUACAGGAGGUUCAAAUGAAGAAGUGAUCGCUGCUGAAAAUGAAAUGGCCGAUAUUGUUGGGGACAAGAUGGAUUCAGAUGUUAUAGGUGGCAGCGGGGACCAGGUGGAAGUACAGAACCAGAAGAGUGAUGAUGCGGAGGAUACUACUUCAGAUAAGCCGACGAGUGGGACAUUAGUUAUCGAGAUUGAUGAGAGCCUGAAGGACGAGUUAAUGGUUGAAGAGGACCAACAAGGUGACAGAGAAGAGGGAGAGCUGCCAUCAGAUGUUUCUGAAGCUGAAGGUGGUGCUGACGUGGGCAGCCCUGAAAGUGGGGAGUUCAUGCCCGAAGGCGGCAUCACACCUGAGUCAUCACCAUUGAGGAUGGAAGAAGAAACAGCAGCCCCUACAGAAGAUCUCGAGGCCGGCGAAAUCCCAGAUGACGAAAAUGAUACAGCGGAUACCUCUAACAUUGGUUCCGAGAAGGCAAAUGACACUGACGACCAGAAUGCAGUGGUGGAAACCGAUCAAGGUCAGGAAACCACACCGGUUGCUGGGGACGUAUCCACGACCAAUGCGAGUGCAGAUGCUGAUGUGGUGAAAGCAGAGGCAGCGGAGGUGGUGAAGCAGCAGGUUUCGCCAGCGAGUCAGGCAUCAACAGUCGUUAAUUUAGCUGUCAGAGCCAGGGAACGGGCUCGUAUGAGACAAUUAGGAGCAGCCGCUACGAGUUCACUCCCUGCAGCAGCAGCCUCGCCGAGUGCAUUGAGAGGUCGUGUCAGAGGUUUGGUACGUGGUCGGGGUGUGGGUGCACGAGUGUUGCCACGUGGUGGAGGGAGAACUGGUGGACGUGGAGGCCAAUCAUCUGGCCAACAAGGCUAGGCUAAACCCUACUACGCUCUUUACUCAAGUGGGGUGUGCCUUCCCUUUUUGUUGGUUGUUUCCAGUUCAUGGUUCGAAGUGACAGUCGAUCGACUCGAGCGUUCGAGGAGUACUGGGGUUGUCGGUUUAGUAGACGGUUUUGGUAGGCUGUUGUUGUUUUCAUGUUGCUGAGAGUAAAUCUUCCUUUGCCUAAUAUAAAUCUGUAGACUGUACAGUGCAUCUGGGUUUUGCAAGUGUUUUUGGCAUGAACUCUAAGAAUUGUGAUUAGCAGGUUGUCACGCCGGCCGGCGUGCCACCGGUUGGACAUGGUUCAACCUGUACCGGUCAUAAAACCGGCGUGACACCAUCGAUAAGACCGACAUGAUCGAUAUACGAAUCUCUAUGUAAAAUAACCUUAUUUAAGUGACUUCAAUUGUUAAAAAUUAUUUUAUUAUUUAUGUAUGAGUAUAAAUGUUAAAUAUUGAUGUUAUUUGUUGGAUUCAAGUAUAAAU
This is a messenger RNA of Linum tenue, 7067 nucleotides long. The record is from the annotation of a GenBank genome assembly. Lineage: Eukaryota; Viridiplantae; Streptophyta; Magnoliopsida; Malpighiales; Linaceae.